This is a messenger RNA of Zygotorulaspora mrakii, 1701 nucleotides long. It is a transcript of the gene NRD1, whose product is annotated as Nrd1 complex RNA-binding subunit. Gene Ontology annotation, molecular function: RNA binding. The coding region runs from base 1 to 1701 and encodes 566 amino acids. NCBI's taxonomy places the organism in Eukaryota, Fungi, Ascomycota, Saccharomycetes, Saccharomycetales, Saccharomycetaceae. The record is from RefSeq and is a predicted model, not a curated record. The transcript has a single exon.
AUGAGCGAAAAUAAUCAAGAAUUUGUAGCAACCUUGGAAUCCUUCAGGGAUUUAAAAUCAGGGAUCUCUGGUUCACGUAUUAAAAAAUUGACAACUUACGCACUUGAUCAUGCUGAAGACGAAGAGACGUUGAUUUCUUUGAUUAUUAACUAUUCAAGGACUUGUUCUGCUUCCCAUAGGCUGGGAUCUUUAUACAUUAUAGAUUCUAUUGGUAGAGCCUUUCUGGACGAAGCUAGGGCAAACGAUGAUGUCAUUCAAUCAACAGCUAAAAUUGGUUCUUGUGCUCAUGCUGUUUAUACGCUUGGCGAAUCUAUCAAGGAUCUUUUAGCAGAUGGUAUUUCAAACAGUAAUGAAGAUCAUAGAGAGAAAAUUCGUACUUUAGUUGAUAUUUGGGAUAGAGCUGGGCUGUUCCCAAAAAGUUACCUGAAUGCUAUUAGGUCGAAAUAUUUCUCCAUGAACGCCGAGGAAGAAUCUAGUCACACUUCCGGUUCUUCCCAAGAUCAACUUUCUGAUGAUCCAAAUGAAAGAUGCGUACAAAUUCUGAACAAUUUAAAACCAUUGAAAUUCGUACCUAGAGUUCACUUGCCCACAACUUUGGAAUCCAAUGAUUUGGCUGAACAACAGGCAGCAUUAUUUCAAGUUCUAGUUUCUGUUCAGCAACAAUUUCAAGAACAAGAUGAGCUGCAACAUCAGCGAAAUUUCACAUCACUGCCGCAAAGAGAACCUGCUCAUCAGAGUCAUGUAACUACAGAAUAUGGCAGCAGACGUGAAAGGGAACGCGAACGUGAAAGAUACUCAAGUAGAAGAAAUAGAUCACGAUCACCAAGAAGAGAAACGGGUACAAGAAAUAGUAGUGGCGCUCACACAAAUUCAAAUGGUCCUUUAGGGACAAAUAAUCAUCACUUGUAUCCGGAUGAGCAAAAUGUUCCAUCGAAUUCUCAUUCUAGAUCCAAACCAGUUAGCUUUGAGGCUAAUCUACCACCUGAUCAUAUUAAAGUUUUUAGUCGUACUUUGUUUGUUGGCGGAGUACCAAUGAAUAUGAAAGAAUGGGACAUUGCUACAGUUUUAAGGCCCUACGCAGAGGUACAAAGCGUGAUUCUGAACAAUGCAAGAAAGCAUGCAUUUGUUAAAGUUUAUUCAAGAAGCGAGGCUGAAAACGUUUUACUCAACUUCAACAAAGAUGGCUCCUCUCCUUUAAGAACUCGUUGGGGUGUGGGAUUUGGUCCAAGGGAUUGUUGUGACUACCAACAUGGUUACAGUAUAAUUCCAUUACAUAGGCUAACUGAUGCUGAUAAGAAGUGGUGCGUUCAUGCACAAUGGGGUGGAACGGGCGGCCAACGCCUACAGGGCGGCGUCGUGUUUGAAGAGCCUGAUAUUAUAGUCGGGGAAGGCGUUUCUUCAAAGGCAAUUUCGCAGAAAAUGCCUACUGACUCUGGUAGAAACGGUCCAAGAUCAGGCAAAGCAGACAAAAACUCUGGUUCCACGCCGCCUAUGCCCACAUACAGAACAAACCAAGCGUCCAACACAAACGAAAUGUAUCCUCAGGUUCCACAACAGCCAUACCAACAACAAAUUCCGUAUCCUCAACAACCGCAACCUCAAACGGCAGGAUACUCGCAACCACAAGCAGCGCAGACUUCUUUUGAUGCUACUGCACAAUUAAACUCCCUGAUGAGCAUGCUGAAUCAACAGCAAAAUUGA